Molecule: messenger RNA, 279 nt
Organism: Nomascus leucogenys (northern white-cheeked gibbon)
Lineage: Eukaryota; Metazoa; Chordata; Mammalia; Primates; Hylobatidae
Product: small integral membrane protein 30-like
Source: RefSeq, a predicted model, not a curated record
AUGGAUGGCUUCUGGAAGCUUAAGACUAGAGGAGAGGUGAGCUUGGAGUUUAUGCCAAGAAUGAGGCUAUCAAGAUUCAGCCAUCAACAUUCCACCAUCAAGACUUCUGUUUCAACACAAUGGCUCUUAGUCCUCAUUUUACUGCUUUUGUUGCUGCCUGUUGUUGAAGCAGGAGAAGCCAGAGAUGCAAUUGCUGUCUUUUUGGGUGUGGUUCUCAGCAUUACAGGCAUUUGUGCUUGCUUGGGGGUAUGUGCACAAAAGAGAAAUGGACAGAUAUGA